UGAAUUGUUUACCACGAACACCGUGCUUGCUGCUGCUGAUUGCCGCUCUUUAAAUCGAGAAUAUACCAAGACGAAAUACUUUAUUUAACACGCAGUUUAAAAGAAGGAUCUCCCACAAAGGACGCUAAUUUUCCAAGUUUAGAUAAACAGCAAGUACUUGAGUUCGCCAUGAUUAUUCCGGUGCGUUGCUUCACGUGUGGUAAAGUGAUCGGCAACAAAUGGGAAGCGUAUCUCGGGCUUCUGCAGGCCGAAUAUACAGAAGGUGAUGCUCUGGACGCUCUCGGAUUGAAAAGAUACUGCUGCCGCCGGAUGCUUCUCGGUCAUGUAGAUCUAAUUGAAAAGUUGCUCAACUAUGCUCCAUUGGAGAAAUGAGCAGAUAUUGUAUUGUGUUUAAGCUUACUUUAUUGAUGCGUGUUAUUUUGUAAAAAUACAACUAUAGCGUAACAUAACA
Anopheles coustani is the source of this 451-nucleotide messenger RNA. RefSeq names its product DNA-directed RNA polymerases I, II, and III subunit RPABC5 (gene Rpb10). The transcript has 2 exons. The record is from RefSeq and is a predicted model, not a curated record. Gene Ontology annotation, molecular function: zinc ion binding; DNA-directed RNA polymerase activity; DNA binding. Gene Ontology annotation, biological process: transcription by RNA polymerase I; transcription by RNA polymerase II; tRNA transcription by RNA polymerase III. Gene Ontology annotation, cellular component: RNA polymerase II, core complex; RNA polymerase I complex; RNA polymerase III complex. Lineage: Eukaryota; Metazoa; Arthropoda; Insecta; Diptera; Culicidae. Bases 169 to 372 code for a protein of 67 amino acids.